AUGGUUUCCCUUUUUACUGACAAAACCCUGAUUGUGAACAACAAAGAUAACCAUGAAUUGGAUGUGGAGCGCCAGCUCAUCCGAGCGCUGGAGAAUAAGGUGAUUCUCUUGUAUUUUGGCUCUGGCGAAUGUCCUCGAUGCCAAGAGUUUGCACCCAUCCUGAAAGAGUUUUUUGUGAGACUCACAGACGAAUUUUACGUGGAGAGAUCAUCCCAGCUCGUCCUGAUUUAUGUGUCUCUGGAUGAGACUGAAGAAAAGCAAGACAAGUUCCUGAAGAAAAUGCCCAAGAGGUGGCUGUUCUUGCCCUUUCUGGAUGAAUUCAAAAAGGAACUGGAAUUACGAUUUUCUGUGAAGGACCCCCCAGUUGUGGUGGUAUUGAAGCCAAAUGGAGAGGUCAUCAGUGCCAACGCGGUAGAGGAGAUCAAGCAGAUGGGUACAACUUGCUUCCAGAACUGGCAGGAGGCAGCCGAUCUGGUGGACAGGAAUUUCCUUUUGGCACAAGAUUCUGACAAUGAGGCUUGGAGGAGCAUCACGGAUCCCCUCCGUAGGCUUAAGUACAAGCUGAAAAAGAAAAAAAGGAAAAAGAGAAGCAACAAAGAGGAGGAGGAGGAGGAUGAAGAUGAGGACGAGUCCUCUUGA
Messenger RNA from Eublepharis macularius, 639 nucleotides. RefSeq names its product nucleoredoxin like 1 (gene NXNL1). Lineage: Eukaryota; Metazoa; Chordata; Lepidosauria; Squamata; Eublepharidae. The transcript is spliced from 2 exons. Bases 1 to 639 code for a protein of 212 amino acids. Gene Ontology annotation, cellular component: mitochondrion. Gene Ontology annotation, biological process: photoreceptor cell maintenance. The record is from RefSeq and is a predicted model, not a curated record.